Messenger RNA from Rotaria sordida, 1515 nucleotides. The record is from the annotation of a GenBank genome assembly. Lineage: Eukaryota; Metazoa; Rotifera; Eurotatoria; Philodinida; Philodinidae.
AUGGCUUCAAAUCAAUCUUCAAAAUAUUUAAUAUCAAAUUCAAUUUAUAAACCUUUUUUUACGGAUUUGGGGUUAGAAGAAGAAAAUUUAGGUGUUUUCGAUGGAAAAUGGUUUGCAAAUGGAGAAGUAAUUGAUUCAAUAAGUCCAUCAACAAACGAACCAAUAGCACGUGUUCGUCAAGGUUCUCAAGAUGAUUAUAAUAGAAUUGUUGAAUCAUCUGCAAAAGCUUUUCAAUAUUGGUCAACUAUUCCAGCACCUAAAAGAGGUGAUAUUGUCAGACAAAUUGGUGAUGAAUUAAGAAAAAAUCUUCAAUCACUUGGAAAAUUAAUUUCAAUGGAAAUGGGAAAAAUUCUUCCUGAAGGUGUUGGAGAAGUUCAAGAAUUUAUUGAUAUUUGUGAUUAUGCUGUUGGACUUUCAAGAAUGUUUGAAGGAAAAGUUUUACCUUCAGAACGUCCUGGUCAUAUAUUAAUGGAACAAUGGAAUCCAUUAGGAAUAAUUGGUGUAAUAACAGCAUUUAAUUUUCCUUGUGCUGUUUUUGGAUGGAAUCAAGCUAUUGCUCUUACUUGUGGAAAUGUUACACUUUGGAAAGGUGCUCCAACAACUCCUUUAACAAGUAUAGCAACAACAAAAAUAGUUGAACGUGUUUUAUCACGUAAUGGUUUACCAGGUGGUUUAUCAUCAUUAAUAUGUGGAGGAUCUGAUAUUGGAAUAUCAAUAUGUAAAGAUAAACGAAUUCCACUUGUUUCAUUUACUGGUUCAACUCAAGUUGGAAAACAAGUUGCUUUAACAGUUCAAGAACGUUUUGGUAAAACAAUUCUUGAAUUAGGUGGAAAUAAUGCUAUUAUCGUUAUGGAUGAUGCUGAUCUUAAUUUGGCUAUUCCUGCUGUCUUUUUUGCUGCUGUUGGAACAGCUGGACAAAGAUGUACUACGGCAAGACGUCUUAUUGUUCAAGAAGGAAUUUAUGAUGAAGUAUUAACUCGUCUUGUUCGUGCAUAUGAACAAAUUGAAUCUCGAAUAGGUGAACCAUUUGAAGAAAAUGUUCUUUAUGGACCAUUACAUACAAAGCAAUCUGUUCAAUUAUAUGAAAAAGCAUUGGAACAACAACGUCAAGGAAAUUAUGUUCAACCAACAAUUGUUACACAACUUAAACAUGAUUCUCCUAUUGUUCAUCAAGAAACAUUUGCACCUAUUCUUUAUGUUUUGAAAUGCAAAACAUUUGAAGACGCUGUUCAAUGGAAUAAUGAAGUUAAUCAAGGUUUAUCAAGUUCAAUAUUUACGACUAAUCCAGAAUAUUUAUUUAAAUGGACUGGUCCCAAUGGAUCUGAUUGUGGAAUUGUUAAUGUUAACAUUCCAACAAGUGGAGCUGAAAUAGGUGGUGCUUUUGGUGGAGAAAAACAUACAGGUGGUGGAAGAGAAUCAGGUUCUGAUGCAUGGAAACAAUAUAUGAGACGAUCGACCUGCACAAUAAAUUAUUCAAAAGAACUUCCAUUGGCCCAAGGCAUUAAAUUUAUUUAA